AUGGUAAGUAAAACAAGACUAUUAAUGGAUUCUUAAAUGUAUACCCCAGUAUAUCAUAAAAUAUUCAAACUGUUUUCUUUUUCUAAACAAAAGCCUGAUUUUUAGGAGAUCGGCACAACGGGGCACCACACAUGUCACUUACAGAAGGUCUGUGUUUCUUCUUUUUUAAAAACAGUCAUCAGUUCACACAAAACAGUCUGUGCCUCAUUGUUUUAGAAGCAAUCUUACCUGUUUCUCACAUAGUAACAUUUAAAUGUAUAUUUCUCUUUGUUUCUACAGGAUCACAAAGCUAUAUUGGGCAAACUACACCUCUAAAAAACACAAGGGUCAAUAAGUUGUCCAGAAAAACCUACAGAAGCGGGUGCAAUAAGACCAAGCCAUACGCUAGGCCUGAGACAGAGUACGCAGCGUGUCAAGAACCGGGACCAUCCAGAAUAACGCAGAACAAUGUUGAUCACACAACCCCUUACCACUAUGAACCCCAUGAAGACCCCUUGAUGUUUUUGGAAUAUUUACGCGAUAUCGAACUCCCAGAACAACAACAACCAGAAAACCCACAACCUUUUGGCAACAACAGUGACUCGGAAGCAAUCUUCAUCACAGGACCACACAUACCAGCGAGUGAGUGUCUGCCUAGUGAUUUCAGCGAUGUUUUUGAGUACAGUCUAUCAGAUUUUAAUAUAAAUGACAUACCCACCAUGCCAGAACGUCUCAGAAACAACAACAGUGAUUCAGACAUUGGUUUUGAAGAAUGUUGCAUAACAGACUCGCAAAUAUCACAGGCAUAUGACGCAUACUUAAAUGCAGCAGCAAACACCUCUACUUUUGAACAGAGCCAUUAUGCUUCAAAAAAUGAUAUAUUAUCUUUGAUAGAUGCUAAACUCAGUCAACAUCAACAAACAGUACAGAGGGAUGUUCAAGAAAUAGCAGCUAAACUCAUGCAAGAAAUAGCAGCUAAACUUAACGAACAUAAACAAGCAGUACAAGUGAACUUGCAAGAAAUAGCGGCUAUAGUCAACCAACAUCAAGAAGCAGUACCGGGGAACUUGCAAGAAAUACCGGGAGUUUUAACUAGUAUCCACCAGACAAUAAACAAUACCUCGGGUGUAUUACAUCUCAUAAAUACCACCAUUCUAAAUAGGUGACUUAAAAUCCACACCAUGGAUCCACCCCGUAAAUUAUUCAAACACAAUGAUGGUACCUCCAAUCGAGCUAAAUGGUUUGACUUUGACGCUUUUAACCAUGCGGCUGCACAAUUAGUAAGCAAUUGUCAAGUCUUGCAUGCAACACUUAAUAGUCUCGCUGCAGCAUGUAGCGGUGUGUCUAAUGAGCCCGCCUGUCCAACUCAUUCUGAACCCGUUGCUGAUGAUGCUGUUGAUCAACCAGCCGAAACACAUUCGGAUUUGCCUGUAGCCACUGGUGUUACUGUUGCAGGGACUGUUGUUACUCAAGCUGCCGCUGAUUGCCUUAUUACCGGGGCUUCUGUCACGCCUGAUAGGGUCUGUGCACCUAGCGCACAUGCUCAUCUGGCUGCUGACACUACUGCAGAUACUGAGGCUGCUGUUGUUGAGACAUCACCACACAGCCCCUCAAACAAUGGAAAUACCUUAAGUGUUAUCCAUUCACAAACAGGUGCUGCAGCUGUCGGACCCCUUGUUCAGUCUGGGUCUGGCAGUCACAGUCAGCUUAGCAUCAGAGAGAUACCUAAUUUCAACGCCCGAGAACUGCGCGAGCACCUUGAUUUUAGGGACAUAAGUCUCGAUGAUCCAGAACAAGUGCCAGAAAGAGUUAGAAGUUGCUUAGCUAAUGUGAUAGAUAGAGCAGUGGCUGGAUCUCAGCAGGGUUGUGUUCUAAAUGUGGUCCUACGUGGUCCCUCACUGGCUUCUGAUGUUCAAGCUGUUUUAAAUCCUGAUAAUCAGUCUGAUCCUGACCUGUUUCUCGAACAACUAGUACAAGUUAUGCAAAGUAACGAUGAAUCUAUCGGUGAUGAUGAAUUAGAGUUUAUUGUCACGGUUGCACAAAACAGUAGCGGUGGGGCUCGCUUAAAACUGGCAAACAUUCCUUAUGAUGAGAUUCUCUGAAAGAAGGGUAAACAUUUGUACACACCAAACAACAUGCACAACAAUUUGUGCUUUUCACUGUGCAUAGCCCAUUCAUUAAACCCAACAUCCCCUGAGCAUGAAAAACAUGCUACUGCUAAACAGUUACAUGCUCAAGUAGGUCUAUGCGACACACAGACAGUAUCAUUCUUUGAUGUCUGCAAAUUUGAGAAGCACCUAAACAUUAAGAUAGUAAUCUAUUAUCAGGUAAACGUCAGCUUAGUUUCUUCACACAUGAUGAGCCAAAUCCAAACACUGUAAUGCUGUACCUACACAAUGAACACUAUCACCUGAUUGAAAAGCCAGCAGCUUUUCUCGGGGCAUCCUAUGUGUGUAAUUUUUGUUACAAUACAUAUGAAUCACUGCUCUAUCACAGCUGUAAACAUAGAUGCAACAUAUGUUUCACACUCUGUCACCACCACAGUGGUCCCACAGUGAAAUGCAGUGACUGUAACCGCGUCUGCAAAUCACAACACUGUUACCAACAACACAAAUUACCAGAAAUAAAACACAACAUGGUCCCGUGUGACAAUAUGAAGCAUUGCAUGAGUUGCGGUGUCACAUAUAAAGAAUCAAAAAAAUCACCACACAGAUGUGUCCAGCCUAAAUGCGAGCACUGCCGCGAGCCUAAAUUAGCAGGGGACUCUGAGCAUCAGUGUUUCAUACAGCCUGUUGAACAACAGAAACCUUGUGAUAAAUAUAUUUUAUAUGAUUUUGAGACACGGUAUCACAACGGCAAACAUGAGGCCAACUUUGUGUGUGCGUCUGAUCUGAAGGGCAACAAGUUCACAUUUAAUACAUUAAAAUGUGUGGAGGCGUUUGUGCAGCAUUACAGACGCCUGAGGUUUCGGGGGUACACUUUCAUAGCACAUAAUGCAUCUGGCUUUGAUAACUACAUACUUUUGGAGUACUUUGUCAAGCAAUGUAUAACACCUACCGUCACAAUGAGAGGGAGCCAUGUGAUUCUGAUGCAUGACAGGGACUAUGACCAGCGGUGGAUUGAUUCGUUCAGCUUUUUGCCCAUGGGUCUUGCCAAAAUACCCUCUGCUUUAGGUUUUCAAGACCUGCAGAAGGGUCAUUUCCCACACAGAUUCAACACUAGGGAUAAUGAGUAUUAUGUUGGUCCAUACCCAAACCCCUCCUUCUACGGCUAUGAGCGCAUGUCUGAAAGUGAUAAGGUGAGCUUCAUGGAAUGGUACCAGACCGCCUCACAGAAACCCUUUGAUUUUCAGACCGAACUCAAGCGCUACUGUGUUAACGAUGUUGACGUCCUGCGUAAAGCAUGCAGCAUUUAUCGUGACACGCUGCUGGAUUGUACACAGGUUGAUCCAUUCAUGCACACCACCCUGGCUGCAUUCAGUAUAGGUGUGUAUAAAACACUGUUUCUGCCUAGAGACACGCUCGCUCUCACGUAUGAUGGUGCAUACGUUGAGCAGAAUAAGACGUUUUCAAACGUCUCUAUUGAAUGGCUUCAAUAUGUGACCCACACAAACAACACAGUGAUAAAACACGCUCUCAGAGGAGGCGAGCAUAGGGUUGGACCGUAUUUUGUGGACGGCUUUGACCCCACAACUAACACGGCUUACGAAUUUGCAGGAUGUUUUCACCACGGGUGUGUUAAAUGCUACCCCGAGAGUGAAGUUAAUCCUGUCAGCAAAGCAUCCUAUGGACUGCUGCACCGUAUGUUUUGUGACAAAGUGGAUGCACUGAGAUCGCAAUACCAUUUGACCAUUGUUGUGAUGUGGGAGUGUGAAUGGGCUGCCCUGAAGCAGACAGACCCUGCAGUUGUGGCUUUCAUGCACACAUACAGAAGGCCAGAAUGCCUAAAUCCCCGAGACGCCCUUUUUGGCGGUCGCACAAAUGCUCUAAAACUGUACCACAAGGCUGCGUGUGAUGAAAAAAUAUUUUACUACGACUUCACCAGCCUCUAUCCCACAGUGCAAUCUAAAAAAGAUUAUCCUGUAGGACACCCUCAAAUCAUUUACAGCAACUUUGACAGGCUAGAAAAUUAUUUCGGCUUUGUUAAAUGCACAGUACUGCCACCAAGAGGGCUUUUUCACCCCGUCCUUCCCUACAGGUGCCACAGUAAACUGAUGUUUCCACUCUGCAGCAUGUGCGCUGAAGACCAGAAUCAGCUCACUGCCUGCGGGCACAGUGACAGUGAACGGGUGUUAAAAGGUACAUGGGUCUCAUUUGAGCUUGAAAAAGCUG
Molecule: messenger RNA, 4310 nt
Organism: Haplochromis burtoni (Burton's mouthbrooder)
Lineage: Eukaryota; Metazoa; Chordata; Actinopteri; Cichliformes; Cichlidae
Exons: 4
Coding region: 132-1145 (337 amino acids)
Source: RefSeq, a predicted model, not a curated record